CCCCCCCCAACCACCGCCACAGCACUGACUCGACAGUGGGACAGCGUAGCGAACGGACGCACCGGAGCUUCCUGACCCCCCGCCACACACACACACACACACACACACACGCCUACACUCUGGCUUAUUUUCAGCUUUUCCCCCCAUACGGAAUUCCAUCACUGUGGGAAUAUGGUGAUAUUUUCCCGGCUGUGGAUUUCUCUCGGAUGCUGAACACUCCAGGUUGUUUUUUUUGGAUACUGCAGCACUGGACUGUAACCUGGAGGGCAUGAGGACCCAGCGGUGUCUCUGAGCUACACACACACACACACACACACACACCGCCGCCGCCGCCGCUGCCGCUGCUGCUGAUACUGCCAAGGAUGCUCAUGCCUCGCGAUGCAGGCCGCGACGAGGCUCAGAAGCUGCACAGGAAAUGGAUGAAGCACCAGGCCUUCAUGGCUGAGCUUGCACACAACAAGGAAUGGCUCGCCAAGAUUGAACAGGAGGGAGAGGAGCUGAUCCAGGAGCAGCCAGAGCUCCGGCCUGUGGUCCAGCAGAAGCUGAAGGAGAUGAGAGAAUGCUGGACCCACCUGGAGAGCACCACCAAGGCCAAGGCUCGGCAGCUCUUCGAGACGCAGAACCACCGCACCGCGGACGUCCCACAGACCCUGUCUGACCUGGACCAACACCUGAAUGUCCUCCAUGAGCAGCCUCCUCCACUCGGGACGGCAACAAACACCUCACACAUCACCCCCACCAGCCUGCUGCCCCCACGGGCCACCUUCAGCCAGCAGCUCCAGAGGAUACAGUCGAUGGAGGCUCAGAUGCAGCUCUAUCAGGGCGUAGGUGAACUGAGGGGCGAAGCUGAUAUUGGCAGGCUAAGUGAUAUGGGCGUGGCUGACCAGCUGCAUCGCCGGCCAAUGGGAAUCGAGAGUGAGGACCAAGGGGGCGUGGCUGAGACGCGCAUCGUGCGCCUGAUCGAGCCGCUCAAAGAAAGGAGGCGGAUCCUUCUGGCCUCCAAAGAAAUGCAUCAAGUCACGCAGGACCUGGAGGACGAGAUUGUGUGGAUUCAGGAACGAUUGCCUUUGGCCUCCUCUAAAGAAUAUGGGACCAACCUUCAGAGCGUUCAGCAUCUGGUUAAAAACCAUGAGGCUCUGCAGAUGGAGCAGCAGGCCCGGAGGGCACGGCUGGAGGAGGUGCUGGAGCGGGCGGAGGCCAUCGCUGCCCUCCGCACUCCGGAGGUGGAGCUGGUGAGGGAGGGGGCGGUGCACGUGAGGCAGCUGUGGGAGGUGCUUCAGGUAGAGAUGGAGCGGCGCACCGUGAUGCUGGACGCUGUAAGCCACUCCCAGCAGUACUACACCGAGGCAGCGAAGGCAGAGUCGUGGCUCGGUGACCAGAAACUUCACGUUCUCAAUGACGAAAACGGCAACGAUGAAGCGAGCACUCUGAGGUUGCUGAAGGAGCAGCUGGCUUUAGAGCAGAAAGUGGAGACUUACGCGGAGACGGUAGGCUUCCUCUCUCAGCAGUGCCGCCGCAUGCUGGAGCUGGGACAUCCCGACAGUGAGCAGAUCACUAAGCAGCAGGCUCAUAUCGACCGGCUCUACGUGUCUCUGAAGGACCUGGUGGAGCAGAGGAAGACUAAGCUGGAGCAGCAGUACUGGCUCUAUCAGCUGAAGAGGGAGGUGGAGGCUCUGGAGAAGUGGAUCUCAGCGCGAGAGGCUGUGGCCAGCUCCACUGAGCUCGGACAGGACCUGGAGCACGUCACGGCUCUGCAGGAGAAGUUCACGGCGUUCCGGGCGGAGACCAGCUCUGUGGGUCAGAGGCAGAUGGACUCUGUCAAUAAGAUGGUGAAUGAGAUGAUCGACUGCGGCCACGUGGACGCCGCCACCAUCGCUGAGUGGAAGGACGGCCUGAACGAGUCGUGGGCUGACCUGCAGGAGCUGAUGGAGACCAGAGCGCAGAUGCUGGCCGCCUCCCACCAGCUUCACAAGUUCUUCACCGAUUGCCAAGAGGUGUUGGUGCAGAUUGAGGGGAAGAUGAGGCAGUUGCCGGAGGUGCGCUCCUGUCAGGUGAGCACAGCCAACCCCGGCACUCUCCAGAGACUGCUGCACUCCUUCGAACACUCUCUGCAGCUGCUCGUCGCACAGGUGCGUCAGCUGCAGGAGAACGCAUCUCAGCUCCGUGCAAUCUACGCCGGCGAGAAAGCCGACGCCAUCUUGGCCCGAGAGCAGGAAGUGAUGCAGGCAUGGAAGGAGCUGCUGGUGGCGUGCGAGGGAAGUCGUGUGCAGGUUACCACGGUAACAGACAAAAUCCAGUUCUUCGCCUUGGUGCGUGAGCUCAGCAUGUGGACGGAUGGAAUCACGGGACAGAUCGGUUCUUCUGAGGAGGCACGGGAUAUCUCAGCCCUGGAGAAUAUGAUCUCCCAGCACCAGAAUCUGAAGAGUAAGAUGGAGAACAAGAGCAAAAGCUUCUUGCAGUGUGUGGAUAUGGGGAAGAUGCUGCUCGCUGCGCACAACCCUGCAGCCGAGGAGGUGAAGGAAAAGUUGGAUUACGUGAUGGCAAAGCAGAAAGAUCUGAGUGAUAAGUGGGAGCAGCACUGGGAGAAACUCCAGCGCAUGCAACAAAAGUUACAGUCUGCCCAGACAAGUACAGCUGAGCAGGUGUGGCUCACAUCCAAGGAGCCAAUCAGCACUAGACAUGAGGUCGAGGGUGACGAAGUGGAGCAGCUGAUACGUCGGCAUGAAGCGUUUAGGAAGGCAGCGGCUACAUGGAAGGAACACUUUAGCUCCUUACGACAGGCGGAGAAACUGAAGGAAGAGCAGACUAAGCAGCCUUCCACCUCGUCUCUUCUCAACAGACAGAUGUUCCCUCUCUCCUGCCUAGUGCCCAGCUCUUCUUCGUCCUCCUCUUCCUCCUCUCUCUUCCGGAACCCUCUCCAAGACACACUGCUCGAGCCCAAGUCCAGUGCUCAAGACCUUGUACAUACUGUGGCGCACACAGCCACGCACCCACUCACCCAGAGGCUCGGAUCUGCACUUAAUCCAUACACACCGGUCAUGAAUGGCUCUUCCUACCAUGGACUAAGCCAACAGGGUGUACUAGGGCUAGACAGCCCCAGCUACCACGGACUAAACCAACAAGUUGGUGUUCUGGGGGCGAACAGCUCCAGUUACACUGGAUUAAAUCAACAGGGUGCUUUAGGGGUGGACAGCUCUAGCUACACCGGGCUAAACCAACAGGGUGUCAUGGGAGCUGAUGGCUCUAGCUAUCACAGCCUGAACCAUCUCGGUGCCGUGGGGGUGACAGAACCCAAAGUGGCGUAUGCCUGGCAGCACCUGAAGGCUGACUUCCUCCAACCCAAAAUCAACCACAUCCACAAGGCUGUCCCACCUCUAUUGGAGGCCCACCGUGGCCAUCUUGUUGGCGGAGCAGCAGAUGUCCCUGGGACCCCAGUAGGCAUGGACCCUUCCCUGGAGAUGAUCCACAGCCGGUUGCAGAGGGACCCACGAGGCAGCCGCUCAGACCCCCAGAUGGACCACCUGCGCAGGGAGAGGGAGUACCGGCUGGGACGGCAGACGUCCAGCGAGCAGGAGAUCCAGGCCAGGCUGAACGAGCUGCCGCUGAUCGUGCGGCAGGAGCGUUACCGGCGGCGGCUGGAACGUCAGUCGUCCAGUGAGCAGGAGGGCAGCGGAAAACACAGGCUGCAGAGGCAGGACUCCAGUGACCAGGAGUCUGGGAAAGAAGGGUCAGAAAAGAGGCAGCCAGGGGAGAAGCGCUCCACUAUGGCUGAGAUAGUUGAACAGGUACAGGAGAGAGAAGCAUGCCAUGCGAGAGGGGAGGUCUAUCGGCCACCCAGCAGUCUUUCGGCCCCUGUCACACGUCUUGAUCGCCCUCGAGCUCGUGACAGGCCCAAGCCCCGGCGGAGGCCGCGUCCCAAAGAGCCUGAGGAGACACGCCGGUCUCGAUCUGCCCCUGCACAGAGCAUCCCGAGCACCCCACAGCCUCCAACACACACUGUCCGCCAUGAAGGCUCCUUGUACCGCAAGCAUGAGGAAGAGGGCAAGGAGAGGAGCCCUAACAGCAAGUCAUGGGUGAACCUGUUCUGCGUGCUCAACAAAGGAGAGAUCGGCUUCUACAAGGACGCGAGGAACACGACGACCCCUUACAACGACGAGCCGCUCCUCAAUCUGGCCAUCUGCACCUUCGACACCACCAACGGUUACAAGAAGAAGAAGAACGUCUUCAUCCUCAGGACUGAAACUGAAGGGGACUAUAUCUUCUUGGCAAAAGAUGAGGAGGAUCUUAAGCGCUGGGUCAGCAGCAUCAAUGCCAGCCUGAGUGAGAUCGAGGAAAUCGCAAAGUGGGAGAAACCAACCACCUCCUCCACCGACCCCGACAAAUCAGAACGCAAGGAGCGCUCCGAGGGUGCGGAGCCGUCGGAGAAGAGCGAGAAGUCAGAGCGCUCGGAGCGCUCGGACAAAGGAGAGGCGUCGGAGAAAAGCUCGGAAAAGAGGGACACGUCGGAGAGAGAGAGAGCCGAGCGACGGGAGAGAGAGAGGGGAGAGAGAGGCGAAAGAGAGAGAGGAGAGAGGGGACAAAGAGAACGAGAGAGAGGAGAGAGAGCAGAGAGAGAGGGUGGAGACAGAGAAAGAGAAAGAGCACGAGGAAGAGAACGAGAAGAAAGAGGAGAUCGGGGUUCCAGGGCUUCCAGCACCUCGGGAAAGAGCAAAUGAUUGGCUGGGCUCAUGCCUCUCCUUCAGAUCUUUAUUUAUCCAUCCAUCUUUUCAUCCAUCCACGGAGAGAGGAAGAGAAGAAAGGGAGACUCGUGCUUUUCUUUGUUUUACGUGGCUGAUGAUGGGUUGAGAUGCUGGUGACAGACUGCGUGUGUGCGGCCCAAAGAGAACAGCUACAGCACGGGGUGGAAGGACGGUGUCUGGAAGAGUCCCAUUGUACGCAGACCUGUUGAGUUUGUCCUGCUUUGCUACAAUGACAGAGAAAGAAGCUGAUGAAUGAAGACAAAAUGCCCCCAGAUAUUUAGAAAGCCUUUAUCUGAAGCAAUAUAAUGUAUGCAGUAGAUGAUUUACAGUAUUAUAUUGUGGUGACUUGUGCGCGUUUGGGAGAACUAAAAAUUCAGUCGGUCCUCAGCAGAGACAGUGAAUGCCCGUCUCAGUGGGGUCGUCAAUCACAGAGACACUCAUGCAUUCACACCUACUCUCGUGGUGCCCAGAUGAAUAGGUUAUGACCAAGGCUGGCCCGAUGAGCCUGAAUACUCAAGUGUUCAUUGACUGCACUGGUAUUUCUCUAUUUAGUAUUUAGUCGUUUGGCCACAAAAACAAACUGCAAUGCAUUUCAUUAGCAAAGACCUUUAGAUAGAACAGUGGUGGUUAAUAUAUGGAAAAUGUUAAAUAAACCAAUUGCAGCCAGUUUAGUUAAGGCAUACUUAUCACGUCACGUUGGAGCACAAAAAACGGUCGCUUUUCACUCGAUCAUUGACGCUGAAAAAGCAAAGAUGCCUGAAAAAUCACAGUCAAUAAAAAGUUAGCUCAACUUAAAAUCCUUAGGUAACUGAUUACACUGUAGAGGUCUGCAUGGGCAUGAAACUAAAGCCUGAAUACGACCUUUACCUGCGACCUUUAGACCGUUAUCUCUAGUUUCAAGGCCCAAACCGACCAGGACCGACCAGGCCUAUCUGGUGCUGCUAAAUUUGGUGACCGAAUUGAAACUGCACCUUUGAUUUGAGACCUUGCCUGACUGGUACUGCUAAACCUGGAGCCCAAACUCAACCCAAAUCCACUUGCAUACACCAGACAGAUUAUCACAGACACUGUUUCACAAAAAAGAAGUGUGCGUGAAAUUUACGUAGGCAUUCGCCGAGCAUUGACACCGCUUAGAUGUCUGUGUCUGUGAAUUCUUAAUAUCCUGAAAAAAGACAGAAAGUGGUACUACUUUAAAUUAUCGAUUAGAAAAGUACCCAGUGCAGCAUAUGAGAUAAGAGGGUGAUAUACUGGGGACGCAGGCGGUUUCAGGACGACUUCCGUUCAUUUGCAGUAUCAACACUAUUAAUACAUCAGUGCCGCCUGCUGAAAAUAUUUUGAACUGCACUAACAAAUUUGCUUAAAAUGAUGUAUAAAAUAAUAAGGUGUAAGCGUUGAUGGGCCUCAUUCGCCAGUAUCUUCCCAAGUGUGAAGGGUGCUAAGAAAGUCUACAUCAGAUUCAUGACGUGUGCUUCAAUUGCAGAAGUCUUCUCACCUGUGUGCUCUUGAAUGUGGAGAUUCUGUUCUUACCUAAGAACAACCUCAAAUAAGAAAACACUGAAUAUCAGAAUCUUCGUGAAAACGGUGUGAGUGGGUCUUUAGAAAGAAAUUGAAGUUUCUUCUUGGGGCCGGUGGUGAAUGAGGCCAGUUGUUUUUGGGAACGAGCAUUCAUUCGUGGGAUGCGAUUCGGGCCAGCCCUGGUUACAGCAUCAUCUGAAAUCGUUGUUGAGCUUUAGUUAGUUCACACAAGUAGGCUGACAAGGCAAGAGAAACCAGCAGGGCACAAGAGCCAGCAGUUCGCAUCUGAACUCCGUAGUGUACUUAAGCCAUGUUUUGUGUGUGGAGCCGUAAAAGCCAUCAUGAAGACUGAAUUCUGUCCUUGUUGACAGAUAACAGUGAGUGUCAGAAACUAUUAAGCCCGUCUAUUUGAGAUGAAUGAACCCCUGAUCUACUCACGCCAUUGCAGACGGCGUAAAGUCCUAUCCACAAAGUCCAAAUAUGAAAUGCUAAGAAUGUAUGACAGACACCAGGUUAGUGUGAUCUCCACCGUCGUAUUCCUUAGAUCAUAACAGUACAUCCAGUGUUUUGUCUGAACUUUAAAAGAACGAGCGAGAUGAGGUUGUGUAGGAAACUGCUGCUCUUCGACAUGAUCUCUCUUUACCUUCAUCCUUUGAUUGUACAAUGAUUAGUAAAUAUUCAAAUCGGAGGUGAAGUUGUCAUGCUAUUAAAAAGUGUACAUAUAUAUAAUAAAUAUAUAUUUGUAUAUAUACUAGUUAGCAGACUCACUUCUAUGAGCUGCGGUGAAUUACGAAUGGAAAAAAAAAAGACAAAUUUUUAUUAAUCAACUGAAAUGUAACGAGCUAAAAAGUAGUACUCGUUUAAAUUAUUCCUGGCUAAAGUGACUUCUAAGUGGUAAACAUGCAUUGAAGUAGCCUUUGUAGACCCACCGUGUAAACACACAGGCACUCACAGCUCCACGGACCCUUUUGCUUUAGGCAGGAAGGAUAAAAGUACACAAAAGGAUCCACACUGCGCACCAGGGUCUCUCACCUUACACAGAGUUUAUGUUUUCUACGCGUAGACACUCUUAUAUCGCUGUCAACUGUGAGAGAAAGAAUGCGAGAACUGAAGACCGAUAGUCUCAGCUGUUUUUGAGUGGAGUGGAAACUGGGCCAUUUCUAAAGGUUGCUCUAUGCUUGAUGAGGUCAAGCUUUGUGGGUUUUCCUCAUUUCUUGACACCACUUGGCUUUUUUUUCCUUGUCUUCCAGGUUUUUCUGUUGUCGGGUGUUUCUUGAGUUCAAAUGAUAAUCCUGUGUAUAGGAAGCUUCUCACGUUUCAGUAAGAAGAUCCCCAUUUUUCUGCUCCAGAGCAAAGAAGAGGGAGCAUGUAGGAUCUGGGACUGUCACAGUUAUUACAGCAUCGCCUGAUUGCAGUUGUUUUCCACUGUCGUUAGGUUUCACGAUCAUGUUUACAUCAAAACAAACAGAAUUUAAACUGUUUUUUUUAACAAGUGGGUUGAGCAAAUUUCUAGUCCUGCGUUAUCUCGUAACAAGAACGUCUGGGGACAAACGUCAGAACUGUUUGGCUGAAUUUAGACUUAUUAGAUUGGUGAACAAAGUAGGUGAAAUUUCUGAACCAGUACAUUGGGUGGUGCUGGAGGGGCUCGCUAAUCAACACUGUCCACAAGACAACCCGUCUGUUGUUGGCCCAUCGAUGGAAUGGAAGUUAGCAUGGCCCCAAAAGUCUCCAAUUAAUUGUGUGUAUGAAGACCACGUUACAUGCAGCAGCUUAGCUAACAAUAGCAUUUAGUUACUAAGCUAGAAUGGCAUGCACCCGUCCCCUGGGCCCCGAUGACGGCCACGAGACUCGAGCCCGACUCCUUUGCUUACUUCAUCCGCUCCCUCCUGUCUUCGCAGCGUUUGCUCUGGGCUUGGAGUUCGAGCCCCACCUUCCUGCCAGCUCUUGCAGCCGUGAUCGGGGCCCAGGCGACGGUCACGUGCCACAGCUAGCUUUGCUUGUUUGUUGUGGAGUUAAAAUUAAUUGUCAUGGACAUUGAGAAAGAUCGGACUACAGGAAUUUGGGGGCGAGUUUUAAAGGGGCGGACCCUCGUUAGUGACAGAUUUCACUACAAUCCUGUAAAGUUUAUUAAGUUGUCCCCAGACACAAAUUCUCAUUGCGAGGUUACACAAGGAAAAAAAAACAUUGUCACUGUAGGAACAAUAUCUGAACAAUAUCAAUAUCUGAACAAUAAUAUAUAGUGUCUCCAGCAAGUAUGAUAACUGGAGAAGAACAAAAACAUCUUUAACUUGUAAUUUCUGUUGGUCUGUUUAACACAGUGCAAAAUGUAACUUUUCAAAUUGUGCAAAAAACGUUAAAGUUAAAAAGACAAAAAUGGAGCAACAGUGAAGAAAUAAAUAAAAGUGUAGAAAGUGCAUUUAUUGGAACACAUCGUGGGUCUUAUGAAAAUACCAAAAGUUCUAACUCCUGACUGGUGCUCUAACACCUUUAGAGGGCAGCAGUGAGUAAUGUUUGUCUAGUUGAGCUUGAGCUGCUUUGUCUGGAAGCUACUACAUAUCGACAUCUAAGAAGCCAGAUGGCUAAUCCGCCAGUUUGGUGACUUGAGGCCAAUUUGGCGAUUGGUAAUUGCAAUUUUCUAUAUGGCAAUUAAUCGUCAGCUGAACUUUCAUGAUUGUGACAGUCCUAGUAGGAGCUACAGUUAUAGAGAUGGAAGAAAGAAAGUGUGGGAGAAGGUUAUCUGGAAUGAGAGAGAUAGAGAGAAAAAGAUGGACAGAACAUGAGAGAAACCUUUAGCAUAGGGAUUCCUUUUAUUGUAGGCCAUUUGCUUCCCCUUGUGGAUUCUCCUAGUUUUAUCCGUCAGUUCACUUCUCUCGCAGUGCACUGGAGUGUCGACCCAAGUGCACUCCAAACAUGCAAGUAUGGAGGGUAGAAGAUACCCAAAGCUCCUGUUCUGCAUGCGUCUGAAUUAGACCAGGGUUGGGUUUUUGUGUUUCGUUGGGGGGGACGGGGGUGAUCCUAGAUCAGCACACUGUAAAAGGGUCAGUUGUACCCAGAAUCCUUUGGCAGAUUUCUCAACCACAACCCCCCGCCCCCCUUUGUUCUACAUGUCAUGUCCUGUAAAAUCCCCUCAGAGAUCCUUUGUAACUGGACUGCACUUUUCUCAGCUGGACUCUUUAUUUUUCCUGAAAGAUCUUCCUCGAGGGUCGUCAACAAAAAGCACAAGUUUUACCCCAAAAGCCAUCAUCUCCUCCCUGCAGUUCUCUUCCAGAACUGCUGUUUGAAAACUCCAGAUUGUUUCUGAUGGAACUCCUCACUGUUGGAUCUUCUUCUCUGAUGGACCGACAGUCUCAGAUUGCUGAGAAUUUUUGAGCCAGGCACUUUUUUCAUCAGCAGGCCCUGUUUCAUCACUGAGCUUGACCUCACCGCAUUGACACAUUUGAUAUUUUCUGUUUGAUGUAUGAACUGUUGAUAAAAGAAGACGCGUUGCCACCCUGGAAUUCACGUGGCAAACGGGCGUACAGCCCACCCCAAGCUCAUGGACAGAAGAGAGCAGACGGGGUAACUGGCUUCAUCCGACCAAGUAAACCAUUUCUCACAAGGAACGUAGAAGAAAACCACUAAUACGUUGCAUGAAUGAGAACAUAGAGGAGAUUUCUAUGCAACAGCUGUGCAUGUUUAUCCAAAGGGGUCCAACCCCCCAGCAAAAAGACUGGGCUUGAGUGAUGAUGAUGAAGUGAUAAUGAGGAAGGGUAAUGCAGGUAAUGUGUAUUAACUGAGAUGUGUCAUUAAACAUUAUGUACUGGUAUUCUCCUGGACUCAUUACAGGUUGUAUAUAUCAA
Messenger RNA from Pygocentrus nattereri (red-bellied piranha), 10093 nucleotides. RefSeq names its product spectrin, beta, non-erythrocytic 4a (gene sptbn4a). Gene Ontology annotation, biological process: actin cytoskeleton organization. Gene Ontology annotation, cellular component: cell projection; cortical actin cytoskeleton; cell junction. Bases 363 to 4715 code for a protein of 1450 amino acids. Gene Ontology annotation, molecular function: phospholipid binding; actin filament binding. Lineage: Eukaryota; Metazoa; Chordata; Actinopteri; Characiformes; Serrasalmidae. The record is from RefSeq and is a predicted model, not a curated record. The transcript is spliced from 20 exons.